Lolium rigidum is the source of this 1077-nucleotide messenger RNA. Its product is annotated as probable aldo-keto reductase 3. The transcript is spliced from 5 exons. The record is from RefSeq and is a predicted model, not a curated record. Lineage: Eukaryota; Viridiplantae; Streptophyta; Magnoliopsida; Poales; Poaceae. Gene Ontology annotation, cellular component: cytoplasm. The coding region runs from base 31 to 1077 and encodes 348 amino acids.
CACACCCGCACACGCGCACGCAAGGACGCCAUGGCUGCUGCUGCUCCCCUGGUUGUGCCGCGCAUGAAGCUGGGCUCGCAAGGGCUGGAGGUCUCGGCGCAGGGCCUCGGCUGCAUGGGCAUGUCUGCGGCCUACGGUGAGCGCAAGCCCGAGCCAGACAUGGUCGCGCUCCUCCGCCACGCGGUGGGCGCCGGCGUCACCUUGCUCGACACCUCCGACAUCUACGGGCCUCACACCAAUGAGAUCCUCCUCGGCAAGGCGGUGCAAGGCGGCGUGAGAGAGAAGGUGGAGCUGGCCACCAAGUUCGGCAUCACGUUAGACGACGGCAAGUGGGAGGUCCGCGGGGACCCUGCAUAUGUUCGAGCGGCAUGCGAGGGCAGCCUUGCCCGGCUUGGCGUCGACUGCAUUAACCUCUACUAUCAGCACCGUAUUGACAAUAGUGUUCCCAUCGAGAUCACGAUGGGUGAAAUCAAGAAACUAGUUACGGAAGGAAAGAUAAAAUACGUCGGAUUGUCUGAAGCCUCGGCAUCGACAAUCAGAAGGGCACAUGCAGUUCAUCCGAUUACUGCCGUCCAGCUGGAAUGGUCUUUGUGGUCAAGAGAUAUUGAAGAAGAUAUAAUCCCUACCUGCAGAGAACUUGGCAUUGGAAUUGUGGCAUACAGUCCAUUAGGUAGAGGUUUUCUGUCCAGUGGACCUAAAUUGCUGGACACAUUUCCAGACGACGAUUUCCGCAAGAAUCUCCCAAGAUUUCAACCCAAGAACAUGGAGAAGAACGCAGCCAUAUUCGAGCGUGUGAGCGAGAUGGCUGCCAGGAAAGGAUGCACCUCGUCGCAGCUCGCGCUGGCCUGGGUUCACCACCAGGGUAGCGAUGUGUGCCCCAUACCUGGCACGACAAAAAUUCAGAAUUUCAACCAGAACGUGAGAGCCUUGUCUGUGAAGCUCACGCCCGAGGAGAUGGCUGAGCUCGAGUCCUAUGCCGCCAUGGAUCUUGUACAAGGUGAUCGGUAUGACGGCACUUUCCUCAACACCUGGAAGGACUCCGACACCCCUCACCUGUCAUCAUGGAAAGCCACUUAG